AUGCAUACGAGUGAUGUUCCCCAGGAGGGGGAAGAGUCCGCGAAUGAUGCAGUCGCAGAAGAAGUGACAAAAAAUGGUGGCAACCAAGAUUUAACCGCGGGUGGUAGUGACGCAGGAUGGGGUAACUCGGACGGGUGUCACGUGGAGAAGCACGCUGAGGAAGCCACGGAGGAACCCACACGAGAGGCGAAGAAAGUACGCAAGAGCUUGGACAAGGCUGGUAAAGCGGCAAAGGGAAAACUCCAAAAGAAGAAGAAGGCGGAAGCCAAAGGGAAGGUGAAGAAAAAGGACAAAAAGGUAGCUGCGAAGAAGGCCAGAGCGAUGAAAAAAGGGAAAAAAGAUGAUUCGACCGGAACGGACGAUACCCUCUUAACUGACUCGGAAGACGAACUCUACAACGACGACAACCUCUUCAUGCCCAAGGCGUUAAAAAAAAAAGCCCAUAAGAAGGACAAGCAAAAAAGUAAGACGAAAGACAAAAAGCGCACGUUAGAGAGCAACCAAAUUAGCAAAAAAAAACACGAGAAGAAUGAGGAGAGUCAGAAGAAGAAAAAGAAGAAUAAGAAGAAUAAGAUGAAAAGCAAGUUCUGCACAGCCGAGUGCCUACCCCUUGACCACUACGAGCAGGCACUCGAAAAGGAGCUGGCUUCCUACGCCGCCAGCGGCUUUAAAAAGUAUUUGAAGUUUUUAAAAAAUUACAAAACUACUGUGGGGGUGGAGGAAAAGGUGGUGACCAAAAAACCUAGGCACAUGGGUAUGGAGGGUGGAGAAAAUGACCUACGGGAAUAUGUAACGGUGCCCACCAUUAAGAAGGCAUCCCCUGCGGAUUAA
Molecule: messenger RNA, 831 nt
Organism: Plasmodium coatneyi
Lineage: Eukaryota; Apicomplexa; Aconoidasida; Haemosporida; Plasmodiidae
Exons: 2
Coding region: 1-831 (276 amino acids)
Source: RefSeq, a predicted model, not a curated record